Messenger RNA from Colletotrichum graminicola M1.001, 522 nucleotides. RefSeq lists its product as uncharacterized. Gene Ontology annotation, cellular component: membrane. Lineage: Eukaryota; Fungi; Ascomycota; Sordariomycetes; Glomerellales; Glomerellaceae. The record is from RefSeq and is a predicted model, not a curated record. The transcript has 3 exons. Bases 1 to 522 code for a protein of 173 amino acids.
AUGGAGCCUCCAAGAGAUGACAAGACGAGUCUAGGGUCCACGGAACCACCCGUAGCAUCUGCUGAUGCUCUAUCUGCAUACCGAAAGGCCAAGGAUUGGGUUUCUGAAAACCCUGGCCAAGCGGCGUGCUACACGGUCGGCGCGGCCAGCCUUGCCGUCGUCGCCGCACCGGCCUUGGUUUCGGCCCCUAUAUUGACCGCGAUGGGAUUUGGAGCCCAGGGCGUUAUUGCCAAUUCAGCUGCGGCCGCGGCUCAAGCAAGCAUCGGCAACGUCGUGGCACCGAGCCUCUUCUCCACAUUUACGAGCGCCGGGAUGGCUGGAUACGGGGCCGCCAUAGUGAACGGUGCAGUGCAGGCCGGCGCCGGUGCUACGGCUGCUGGGUCCGGGGGAUAUAUCGCAGCGAAACGAUGGUUUGGAGGGGAGGAGAAGAAGACGGAGUCAGAAGAGGAUGAUAGAGCGUCGGAAGACAAUGGCGACUCUGGCAACGGCUCAAGCAGCAGUCCUAGUCGUCGACGAAUCUGA